Molecule: messenger RNA, 1893 nt
Organism: Raphanus sativus (radish)
Lineage: Eukaryota; Viridiplantae; Streptophyta; Magnoliopsida; Brassicales; Brassicaceae
Product: transcription factor bHLH78
Exons: 7
Coding region: 176-1645 (489 amino acids)
Biological process (GO): regulation of DNA-templated transcription
Cellular component (GO): nucleus
Molecular function (GO): DNA-binding transcription factor activity; protein dimerization activity
Source: RefSeq, a predicted model, not a curated record
UCCCUUACCAUUUACGCUCUUUCUUUCUCCUCCGGCACACUCCAAACCUCAAUCUUGAUGUGAACGUCUUCACUAGUUAAUUGCGUGGUUUAGUAUCUGUUAUUGUUUUCUCCAUAACUUAGUAUCAUCUUAUAAUAGAAUUUAGAUCUCUUGUUUUUGAUAAGAAACUGUGACGAUGGACAACGAGCUGUUUAUGAACACAGAGCUUCCUCCAGCGCCGGAGAUGGCGGUGCAUUUUGAACAACCGUCCUCUUCAUCGGCGAUGCUUAACUGGGCCUUGAUGGAUCCGAAUCUCGCUAGUAAUUCGCCCCCGCAGGAUUGCUUUAUGUGGGAAAAGUCAACGGAACAACAACAGCAACAACAGAGCAUCUUCGACUCUGCUCUGAGCUCGCUCGUCUCCUCACCGACGCCGUCGAACUCAAACUACUCCGGCGGCGACGGCUUCAUCAUCAGAGAACUCAUCGGGAAGCUUGGUAACAUCGGGAACACCUCCGGCGACAUCUACGGAGCUCCGAUGAACAGUAACUCUCGCUCCGCCUCGUGCUACGCGACUCCGAUGAGCUCUCCGCCGCCGAUGAUGAGCAGAACGACGCCGCUGACGGAAUUCUCGGGGGAUCCGGGGUUCGCGGAGAGGGCGGCGAAGUUCUCCUGCUUCGGCAGCCGGAGUUUCAACGGAAGGACUAAUAACUCCGGCCUCCCCGUUAACAACAACAACGGCGGCAAGAUCGCGAGCUCCGGGAAGCUGACACGUGUCUCCAGCACGCCGGCUCUCAAGGCCCUCGCUUCUCCGGAGUUCUCCAGACCGAUGAUGAUCCCUGCCGGCGGUUCGCCUCCGAAGCUCCCCGGAGAGUUUUCCCGGAAGAGGAAAUCUGUUUCUAAAGGGAAGUCUAAGGAGACCCCUCUUCCCGCCGCCGCUUCGCCGUCGCCAAGUUUCUCAAAGACGGCGGAAAGGAAAGAUGAAGGAGAAAAGGGAGGGAAAAGGAGAAGAGAGGAGGAAGGAGACGAAGAAGAAGGGAACAAAGGUAAUGACACAAAGCCACCUGAGCCUCCUAAAGAUUACAUCCACGUUCGUGCUCGCCGAGGCCAAGCAACCGACAGUCACAGUCUCGCCGAAAGAGUUCGGAGGGAGAAAAUUGGUGAAAGGAUGAAGCUGCUUCAAGAUCUUGUGCCUGGCUGCAAUAAGGUUACUGGAAAGGCACUGAUGCUAGAUGAAAUUAUAAACUACGUACAAUCAUUGCAAAGACAAGUUGAGUUCUUGUCAAUGAAGUUAUCAUCAGUGAACGACACCAGGCUGGAAUUUAACGUGGACGCUCUUGUGUCAAAGGAUGCUAUGAUUUCAUCAAGCGGUAGCCGGGUGCAUGAAUCAGGACUCCAAUUAGAGUCUUUAAGUCAGCAUAAUUAUAAUAAUCAUUCACAAUUACAUACCAAUGUUUCUUCCAAUAACAUGAUGCUCCAUCCUCCUCUGAAAUCACUGGAACCCUCUACCUUACCCAGAGGCUUCACCCACUUACCAACACUUACCCAAUUCAAUGACUCAAUUUCUCAGUACCAAUUGUUUAGUGAAGAAGAUUUACAAAGCAUUGUAGGGAUGGGAAUGGCACAUAAUCCCAACCAUGAAUCACAAAACAUGAAAAUUGAGCUUUGAUCAACCAGUUUUUUUAAGGUCUCAAGGAAGAUAAUAAGAAGAAAAAAGAAUUGAUGGGUGUACAUAACCAUUCCAAUUCAAUCUCUGUGAUUUAUUCAUAUACUCAUCAUAUAUAUAUACACAUUUAUGAAAGUAACAUAUUUUUACUUUUUUUUUUCUUUCAAAUUUUCUUACUUUACCCCUUUUUAAUCAAAUUAUGUAAUUUCUGUUCAUCAUUAGGGUUCAAUUGUAUUGUUUAUCUUUGGAUU